This is a messenger RNA of Bactrocera oleae (olive fruit fly), 730 nucleotides long. NCBI's taxonomy places the organism in Eukaryota, Metazoa, Arthropoda, Insecta, Diptera, Tephritidae. The record is from RefSeq and is a predicted model, not a curated record.
GGAGACUCAUUGCAUGCAGAUUACACUCACUGAUGGUUGGCAGUAAAAUAUAUGCAAUUAAGAAAAAUCAUUUGGAAUCAAUUACCUAUGAAUUGAUAUAUACGAAAGCACCUAAAGGUACACAUAAACCAAAGGAAACUGUGCUUGAUAUUUUAAUUUCAAGUCUACGACGCAUAUUAUAUUAUUUGGACAAAAAUCGCUUUCCGUACUAUUGGAACACUAAAGAAAAUCUAUUGUUUCUCAUACGAAAUCAUGAUAGACUAUGGCAUACACACAGGUGUUUGCGCAUAUUAUUGACUAAUAUAAGCAGCAUGCGUGGCAAUACCGGAGUGACAUAUGAAGAUAUUGAAUCCUUUUUUGGUGUACAGACAAACGCAUAUGUGUACAAUGUGGAUGAUUUUGGUGUUUACCGAAAUUUUUCUAACAAUGCGUAAAUAAUUUUACGCUAACAUUGAACUUUUGAAACCCUAAAUAUUUAACCUUAGAACUUCGUUUUGAUAUCAAAUAUUCUCAUUUUUUAUAAUAAUAAUGCUGAUAAAAUGCAUUUCUUAUUUUCAGUACAGGUAGUAUAUAUUCGUAUAUAUCGUAUAUAUAAAUGCCACAUUUAUAGCUUGGAUAUGUAACCACAUGACUUUAUAUACGAAAGUUUUUUUCGUACAAGAUAUUGCUUGUUAUUAUAUGCCAAACACUUUGAAUUAAUAAAUUCAUGAUUUUCGUUAUAUAAAUUCUA